This is a messenger RNA of Caenorhabditis elegans, 2919 nucleotides long. RefSeq names its product AFG3-like protein spg-7 (gene spg-7). Lineage: Eukaryota; Metazoa; Nematoda; Chromadorea; Rhabditida; Rhabditidae. Gene Ontology annotation, biological process: mitochondrial protein processing; proteolysis. The record is from RefSeq and is marked reviewed. Gene Ontology annotation, cellular component: membrane; mitochondrial inner membrane. Gene Ontology annotation, molecular function: metalloendopeptidase activity; ATP-dependent peptidase activity; ATP hydrolysis activity.
AAAUGUGGCGAUUAUACCGAAAAACGCCGAAGCAGCUGAGAAAUUCGGUCGAAUCAUGCUUCAAAUCUGUCAAUUCCCGCCAAUUUUCAGUCAGCUCAUUUUCAGCAGUAGCCAAAGAUGAUAAAUCCGUGCUAAAACAACAAGAAGUUCUGCAUCUUCUCGCAAAAGAUCAGCGAUUUGAAGAGCGAUUCUUCAAUCAAGUACAGCAGACAAUUCGAUAUUUCGCCUCGAAACCAAAUGAUUUGAAAAAGUUCUUCAGGAAGGAAGCAUCGACGGAUAAUAAAGAAUCUUCAUCAUCUUCUGACAAAAAGGACAGCAAAGGAAAUAAGGGAGAGGAUAAUAAUCCGUUUAAUCAAUUCCCAGGAGGAUGGCAACAAAUUGCCGUUUCAGUUGGAAUUCUGCUCGCUCUCUACGCCUUUAUGGAUUAUCAGUCGUAUCGUGAAAUUUCCUGGAAGGAGUUUUACAGUGAUUUCCUGGAAGCUGGACUUGUCGAGAGACUUGAAGUAGUUGAUAAGCGAUGGGUUCGAAUUGUUAGCUCGUCUGGAAAGUAUGCAGGACAAACGUGCUAUUUCAACAUCGGAAGUGUGGAUAGCUUCGAACGGAGCCUCGGAGCUGCUCAGCAUCAUCUCCAGUAUGAUGCUGAUCGACAAAUUCCGGUUUUAUAUAAAUCUGAAUUCAAUUUCAAACGCGAAAUCCCAAACCUCAUCAGCGUCGCAUUCCCUCUUCUCUUCGGCUAUUACAUCUAUCGAAUGCUGAAAGGCGGUGGAGCAGCUGGCGGAGCCGGAAGAGCUGGUGGAGGUGGACUCGGUGGAAUGUUUGGUGGAUUCGGACAAAGCACGGCUAGAGUCAUUAAUCGAGAAGAUAUCAAGGUGAAGUUCGCCGAUGUUGCCGGUUGUGAAGAGGCAAAAAUCGAAAUUAUGGAGUUUGUGAAUUUCCUGAAGAACCCCCAGCAGUACAAGGAUCUUGGCGCGAAAAUUCCGAAAGGAGCCAUUCUAACAGGACCUCCUGGAACCGGAAAGACACUUCUCGCGAAGGCAACCGCCGGCGAGGCAAAUGUUCCAUUCAUCACUGUAUCGGGAUCCGAAUUCCUGGAAAUGUUCGUCGGAGUAGGACCUGCAAGAGUCCGUGACAUGUUCUCAAUGGCUAGAAAGAACUCUCCGUGCAUUCUAUUUAUUGAUGAAAUUGACGCAGUUGGAAGAAAACGUGGUGGAAAAGGUGGAAUGGGUGGACACUCUGAACAAGAGAAUACUCUGAAUCAGCUUCUCGUUGAGAUGGAUGGAUUCACAACUGAUGAAUCGUCGGUCAUUGUGAUUGCCGCCACGAAUCGUGUGGAUAUUCUCGAUUCGGCACUCCUCCGACCUGGUCGCUUUGAUAGACAGAUCUAUGUUCCAGUUCCAGAUAUCAAAGGUCGUGCUUCAAUCUUUAGAGUUCAUCUUGGACCACUUCGGACUUCCCUCGACAAGACUGUGCUUUCACGAAAACUCGCCGCCCAUACACCAGGAUUCUCUGGAGCCGACAUUUCGAAUGUGUGCAAUGAGGCUGCGCUGAUUGCGGCGAGAGAUGCGAAUCACGAGAUUUCAAAUAAACAUUUCGAACAAGCCAUCGAACGAGUCGUCGCUGGAAUGGAGAAGAAGACGCAGGUUUUGCAGAAAGAGGAGAAGAAGACUGUAGCCUAUCAUGAAGCUGGGCAUGCUAUUGCUGGAUGGUUCCUACAGCAUGCGGAUCCUCUGUUGAAGGUUUCUAUUAUUCCACGAGGAAAGGGUCUCGGAUAUGCACAGUAUUUGCCGAAGGAGCAAUACUUGUAUUCAAAGGAUCAGUUGCUUGAUCGAAUGUGCAUGACACUCGGAGGUCGCGUCGCCGAGGAGAUCUUCUUCGGACGAAUCACAACUGGAGCACAAGAUGAUCUACAGAAAGUUACACAAAUGGCAUAUUCACAGGUCGUCAAGUUUGGAAUGAGCGAAAAGGUCGGACCGUUGUCGUUUGAGACACCAGCUCCGGGAGAAAUGGCAUUUGAUAAACCGUACUCGGAGGCCACCGCACAGCUCAUUGAUCAGGAGGUCCGAGAUCUCGUAAUGAACGCACUUCGCCGAACCCGUGAUCUAUUAUUGGAAAAGAGAAGUGAUAUUGAACGAGUCGCAUUGAGACUUCUUGAAAAAGAGAUUCUUAAUCGUGAAGAUAUGAUUGAACUUGUUGGAAAAAGACCAUUUGUUGAGAAGAAUACGUACGAGGAAAUGGUCUCAGGUACCGGAGGACUCGAUGAAAAUGUUGAACUUCCGAAAGGUCUCGAAAAUUGGAAUAAGGAGAGUGAGAAGAAGAAGAAGGACGAGGAAAAGAAGAAAAAUGAUGAAUAAUUUGUGAAAUUUUAUUUUUGAAAUUCUGGCGAAAAAAUGGGGAAAUUGCACAUGUUUUGCUCUUUUUUCUGAAGUUUCAAAUUUUUUCUCUCAAUUUUUGAAAAAAUAGACUUUUCUAAACUUUGAAUAGCUUUGUCGCAGUAAAAAAAAUGAUUUUUCAAUGUGAAAAUGUGAAAUUUUUGACUACAUGGAGCAUUUUCUGUGACAAAGUGCAUAAAAAUUUAGAAAAUCCAAUUAAAAAAAUAAUAAAAUGCCAGAAAAAAAACCAAAUUUCACUAAUAUUUUUUUUCUGAUUUUUUUCUGUGCGACCGGAUCUCUUCGAAUUUCUUUUUUUUUUCUAGACUCAAUUUUUUCAUUUUACUGUUAUAUUAUAUUAGUUUUGUAGGAUUUUAGAGUUUUUCACCAUCUUUCUUUUUUUUUCUAGCAUCGAUUGGUAUCACUUUUUCCAAUAUUCUUCUCUGUUUUUUUUCAUUUAUUUCUUGUUUUUUUUUCGUCGACAUAAGGUGAAUUUUUUUUUGUUAUUUAGACCUUGUAAUUCGACAUUUCGUGCAUAAAAAUCUAUAAUUUU